CUAGGGCUUCUGCCGUGCGCUUAGUGUCAGUACCGGCGCCUCACCCCUCAACCUCUCGCGCGCGUCGCCGCCAUAGUCGUUCCCGUUCUACCUCAGCGCGUCGCUGCCCGUCCGCGAUUAACCACUGUCUUCCGAGAACAGAGAAGUGUCUGCUGGAUGGGCUGUAGUUAGAUAGCAGAACGAAAAGGAGAACAGUAUCACCAGCUUGUACUUCUCAUCAUGUCUCGGUCGCCACAUCUUCCUCCCCGCUGCCCGCCUCUGGGUCCUCAAAUCAUAGGAAGAGAUGACAGCUUGUUCACACAGAGCUGCAGGUUUCCAUCAGAGGAUCCUUUCUUUGGUGAACCACCCUGUUGGCUAGAUGAUCUCCUUGCAGAUUCUGGGAAAAUGCCAAACCUUCCACUUCUUAGGAGAGCUUGUAGCGACUCUGAUGCUAUCUUGGAUGCACUGAGGACAAUUCAGAGCCCAAUUUUUCCGAUUGAGGAGGGGGAUCUGCAACCAGCAGGUGAGACCGGGGACUCGUUGGAUGCUGCUGUAAGGGGUGAAAGUGAUUCGGGGGUCGAAGUUAGCUGUGUGUAUGGUCCAAAUUCGCCAAGACAGAAGUGUAGGCUGACCAGUUCAGAGAGUUCCAUUGUAAAUGCUGUCCUGGAGAAUGUCCCUAGCAACCCCUUGCAGUACCUGACCAUUGACCCGUCAACCAGUCUGCAUGGCAAUGUGGCCAAUGCAAAAGGAGAUGCAUGCGAUGAUGUAAACCAUCUAGAUCAAGACAAGUCAUUAAAAAGGCGAUCAGGCCAAAGAUCUAGGGUCCGGAAACUUCAAUACAUUGCUGAUCUUGAAAGAACUGUUGACUCUCUUCAGAACAUGGGAGCUGAUUUGGAUGUAAGAGUAGCAUCUCAUUUCCAGCUUCGCAAUGCUCUAUCAAUGGAAAACAAGCAACUGAGGAGACAGAUUGCUAGUCUUCAGCAGGCAAAACUAAUGAAGGAUGGUCAAACACAUUUCUUGAAGAAGGAAACCGAGAGGUUGAAGCAGAUCUCUGCGCGUCACCGCAGGAGCAGGAGUGUCACUUCUUGCUUUGAGCCGGGCUCAAUUGGAGCAGACCCAUCAGCAAUCAAUUGGCAGACAGUUGACAUGUCAAAGCUGAGCUUAAACGGCAGUCCUGCUCCUGUGCCCCCAAGAGGUGGCUAUGGCCUGUAAAAGCAACCUGCUCUGAUCCCACUGAGAUGAGUCGCAGCAGUAAUCCUCAGAUGUGGUUAACGAAUCACUAACCUGACCAACCAUAUAGAUUCGAGGGUUUAAUCCUUUAGUAGGAAGAAAAAGUAGUCAGUCCAGUUACCACCAAAAAUAUAAAGAGGUCGUCAGUUAAGCUUAUCUUUUGUAGGAUUUCUGCAUUGGCUUCCGGAUUUUAACACAAAUCAGAUGAAGCAAGCUUGAGCUUUGCUUGUCACUAGUGUUUGAGGUCCUAGAAAUGGAUGUUUUUCUCUGUGUUACUGCAACUGAAGCGUUCUGAUCUUCCCAUUAGCGUGGUGAUACAUGCUGGUACUGAUCUUCCGGUUAGUGGUGAUUUGGUCGCCAUUGAUGCAUGUGCUAUGUUAGCCCUAAUGUUUUCCCUCUGGUUGCUGUCUGGAGGAUGUUGUUGCUAAGUAAGCUUUUGAUGACGUU
Messenger RNA from Triticum dicoccoides, 1656 nucleotides. Its product is annotated as basic leucine zipper 2-like. NCBI's taxonomy places the organism in Eukaryota, Viridiplantae, Streptophyta, Magnoliopsida, Poales, Poaceae. Gene Ontology annotation, biological process: regulation of DNA-templated transcription. Bases 220 to 1191 code for a protein of 323 amino acids. The record is from RefSeq and is a predicted model, not a curated record. Gene Ontology annotation, molecular function: DNA-binding transcription factor activity. The transcript is spliced from 5 exons.